Monascus purpureus is the source of this 612-nucleotide messenger RNA. Lineage: Eukaryota; Fungi; Ascomycota; Eurotiomycetes; Eurotiales; Aspergillaceae. The record is from the annotation of a GenBank genome assembly.
AUGCCAUCCUUUGAUGCGAAGUUGAAUUUCGACGAUUCCGCUCGAUUCCGCCAGCCGGAGGUCUUUAGCCUGGAAGAACAUACCCCGGACUCAGAAGAUGAGCACAAAGCGUCCCAGCGUGGCCUCUCUUAUAUCCGGUUGGAUGUUAAUAUCGGGAACAUCGUCAACGGCGCUGGCUUGGCCAUGGCGACUAACGAUCUAGUUACUCUCCAUGGUGGAAAAUGCGCUAACUUCCUCGGCAUUGGAGGUAAUGCUACGACUGAAACAUUACUGACGGCGUUUGAUAUCUUAAACAAGGAUUCCCGUGUGAAGGGCAUUCUCAUCAACAUCUUCGGCGGUAUAUCUUGCUACAGAGCACAAAGUGAUGAAAACAAGAGAAACAUCUCUAAUUCAGCACCAGGCAUUGUGCGCUGUGAUAUGAUUGCCAAAUCCAUCAUCGAGGCGGCAUCUAGAUUGCGAGGGUUCAGGGUCCCGGUAGUCGUCCGGUUUCAGGGUACGAAUAGCGAGGAGGCUCUAAAAUUGCUUGAUGCGUCGGGUCUGAAUGUGUAUACCGAGACGGAUUUCGAGGUGGCGGUGCAAAGAGUCAUCGAGCUCACCCGCAGUCACCAUUAA